CUUAUUUUUUUUUUAAAUACAUCUCCGAUACGACUGUCCAAUGCAAUGACGACCCGGACAAUCAACAAACACCUGACUUUAGCUGCGAUUUUCAUAUUUGCGUUGACAUGUCUGAUAUCAUACGGAUCAAUGAGUAGCGAUGAGACGGUACACAAGUUAUUACAAUCUAAGCCCAUGUCUAACAAAGAGAGUAAGGCUUUCCUCAGCAGUUCAUUGCCGUCAGGAGUCGAUUCCAAUGUGACGGUUCGGGCACAGAGAGAGUUUGUUAAGGAUAUGAUGAGACACUCGUGGGAUAACUAUGUGAAGUACGCGUGGGGUCAUAACGAAUUACGGCCACUGACCCGUACGUCACAUACCAGCGAUAUAUUCGGUGGUAACUCAAAACUGGGCGCUACUAUUGUCGACUCAUUGGACACGUUAUACAUAAUGAAUAUGACAAAUGAGUUUAUGAGAGGAAGGGAUUGGAUCUCUAAAAAUCUUAACUUCGAUGCCGUCGACUCAGAAAUGUCAGUAUUUGAGACAGUCAUCCGUUUUGUUGGCGGACUAUUGAGUUGUUAUGCAUUCACUAAAGACCCGGUAUUUCUGGAGAAAGCAAUUCAUAUAACGGAUCACAUGUUACCGGCGUUUGAAACAAAGACAGGUUUAUCACUAUCACUAAUAAACCCGAAGACUGGUAAGAGUCAAAAUUAUGGCUGGGCUUCGGGCGCUUCAAUACUUUCUGAAGUCGGAUCGACUCAUCUCGAAUUUAUGUACCUGAGCUCAAUCACCGGUGAUAUGAAAUAUGGAGAAAAAGUGGUCAAAAUUCGCAAUUUAAUUGAAAAUCUCGACAAAGUUUAUGAUGGGCUAUAUAUUAAUUAUAUUUAUCCAAAUACUGGUAAAUGGGGUCCAGAUUUGAUAUCUGUCGGUGCUUUAGGCGACAGCUUUUAUGAGUAUCUUAUCAAGUCUUGGAUUCAAUCUAAUGGAACCGAUAUACAGGCUUUUAGGAUGUAUAACAAUGCUGUAAAAGCUAUUGAGAAAAAAUUGGUACAAAAAUCAAAGAAUGGUAUGACUUAUCUGGCAAAACAAUUAUCCGGGUAUUUGGAGCAUAAGAUGGAGCAUUUGGCCUGUUUUUCUGGCGGUAUGUUUGCAUUGGGUGCUCAAUAUCAAAAUGAAGACACAAAAAAACAUUAUAUGGAAUUGGCUGCUAAUAUAACCGAAACAUGCUAUGAGUCCUAUCGGCGUACGGCCACACAUAUCGGUCCCGAAGCCUUUCAGUUUACAUCAUUUCAAGAAGCGAUUGCCUUUGAUGACGAAAGACAAUACAUUUUACGACCCGAAGUCAUUGAAAGUUACUUUUAUAUGUGGAGAUUCACUCACGACCAACGAUAUCGCGAGUAUGCCUGGAGUGCCGCUCAGGCCAUCAAUACUCAUUGUAGGACAGACUCCGGAUUUUCCGGUAUUUGGAACACUAAUGACACCAAUUCGACCAAAGACGACGUCCAACAGAGUUUCUUUUUGGCCGAAACUUUGAAAUACUUGUAUCUUAUCUUCUCUAGUGAUGACUUAUUGCCAUUAAACCAAUGGGUGUUCAACACUGAAGCUCAUCCCUUACCAUUGAUCUCAAUGGAUUCGCUCAAUAUAUCGAUACCUUCGGGAUAUCGAUUACUCAAACCAAAUGCUAUUUUACUAAUUUUAGCAUUUAUUUUAAGAAAUCUCAUAUUUUAACAUUAAUUUCAUUAUCUGCUUAUUAAAU
Oppia nitens is the source of this 1732-nucleotide messenger RNA. Its product is annotated as mannosyl-oligosaccharide 1,2-alpha-mannosidase IA-like. Gene Ontology annotation, molecular function: calcium ion binding; mannosyl-oligosaccharide 1,2-alpha-mannosidase activity. Gene Ontology annotation, biological process: N-glycan processing; carbohydrate metabolic process. The transcript has a single exon. NCBI's taxonomy places the organism in Eukaryota, Metazoa, Arthropoda, Arachnida, Sarcoptiformes, Oppiidae. Gene Ontology annotation, cellular component: Golgi membrane; endoplasmic reticulum. The record is from RefSeq and is a predicted model, not a curated record. Bases 46 to 1704 code for a protein of 552 amino acids.